GAACAUUUAUUUUGUUUCUCAAGCAUUAUUCACAGAAGUUGAUAUAAUAAUUUAUUGGGCUUCCCUUUAACCAGGCAACCUCGUUGCCCUGUUUGUUAUACGAGCUUUUUCUUUUUCUUCUUUCUUUUUUUCUCUCUUGCCAUUUUAUAUAGGGUAUAAGAAGAAGUCGAUGCUACCUUUUGCUUCUCGCUCUUCCCCUAUAAAGUCCAAGUCUGCAUCCGCUUCCACUGAAAGAAAUCUGUCACCAUCCAUUCUACCAUCUCCUUCUCGUUCUGCUCAACAUCGACCAUCUCGUCGUUCACCGCCGCCCUCCUCUUCCUCCACCUCCUCGGAUGCCCGUCAACCAUUCCGACAUGCAGCCUCCCCUCAGCAUGUCAGUAGUUCAUCAUCUACCGCCAACAUGACGCAUAAUCAUACUCCUUCAGCAAGACCGUCUCCCAGCUUAUCAAGAUCAACUUCCUCAUCGUCCCUGACGACGAAUAAUCGCAAUAGUAAGCUCGAUCAAAUUAUCCAGAACUUCUUCACAAAAACUGCCCAUAUCGUAAUCCAAGCAAGGAUACAUGAUGACAUGCGAAAAACCGGCAAUAGGCGUGUGAACAAAUGGUUCAAUAUGGCAAUGGAUGAGAUGGAAACCCUGCGUGACGAUUUGAGUCACUGGAGAGCCAGUAAACUCCAUUUCUCAGGUCCCAUUUUUCCACCAAUGAAAAUUGAUAUUUAUCUCGACACAUCACAGCUGAUCGACACAUCGGGUUGUAUGGUCGAUGGCCCUACCCGUAUCCCCUUGUCUUCGCAACACUCUGUAUUGCUUGAACAGUGGACUUUGACCUUGGAAAAAGAUGUGUCAGCCGAUGGAUGCGUGGAUUUGCCCAAUGUCUAUAAGAAAUCCAUUAUCUUUUUCCGUUCUCUGUAUUCUUUGGUGCGUCUACUUCCAGGCCACAGAUUAGUUCGUCAAUUAUUGGAUGCCCAAUAUAAUGAACUAUUCGUUGCGUAUCAGAUCUCUGCAGCAUCAAGGCAAAGUGACUACCACAACGUAAGCUUCAACCAUACGGAAAAUAUGCAGGGUGGCGCGCAGCCAUCGACCAAGUUAUAUCAACUCUCAAAAGUUGUUACGCCACUAGGAGUGUUUCAACUAGACGUGCGAUACAGGACCAGCUGCGAUAUUCAGUUAGACGUACACGAGACACAAACGAGCACACAAUUCAUUGACAUGGACGAGCAUUUCUUCACACCAACCAUGGCAAAAUACCGCGAAGAAGGAAGAAAAGAAUAUAACUCCCAAGCACCGUCUGUUUCCCCAGCAUCCAAGCUGACGGUGGACACACGAUCUACUGCGGAAAAUCAAUUGCAGACAUCAUCUCAUGCACCGCGUCGCGCUUCUAGCUUGCGUGAUACCGCAUUCUCGUCAUGGAGACAAUCACCUUUGGUUGCUAGUGACAUAGCCCCCUCGUUGUCGACCAAUACCCUGUCCAAGCGUGGGAACAUCCCCCUGAUUUCGCCAUUCAAGUCGCCUUCUCUAUCCUCUUCUCCUCAGGCAGAAACCAUGUUUCUCAAUGGGCGAUCGUGUGCACCCUCGGACGAUAAGCUACGUUCAUCGUCUUCCGAAGAUAUGGGGAAUUCCUUUCUAUCAAGAAAACCCAAGUUUUCUUCGAGUUUUGAAAAAUACAAAGAGCGAUCCAGUCCACACCGCAGGGAAAGUAGUUCUCAGCUGAAUAUGACCCGACAAUGGUCAGUCAAUGAUGAUCAUGGUUCCUUUGUCCAGAACGAUGCCAUUGAUGCAAGCUUGGAGGAAUUUAUGCGUCUCGUUCAUUCAGACGAACAUGCGAAAUUAUUUGAAAAGCAGUGUACCUUGAAUGAUGGUGAUUAUUCUCCGUCGUCGCUCCAAGUCAACAACAGUCAAUUAUACGCAGAUAACGCCGACAUGGGAUCUAUUUAUCGCUCAAAGAAAGCGUUGUCCUACUAUCAAUCUUUGAAAGAUACUCACACGUCGCUGUCCGAGUCAAUGGCCUACAGUAUUACCACAUCUACCACUACGACUGCUGAGGCUCUCAAUACGGGCACUUCUCUAGGUUCCUCAUCAUCUUCGUCGAUGGGUCGUUCCUACGCACCUGCAGUGCCUUCACCACUGCAUACUAAGCAUCCGGUUCCGCUACCCAUGAUAUCCACACCACGUUCACUGCAUCAUGUGCCGCUCGAUACAGACACCGUAGCAUGCUCAACUUCAUGCCAGGAUAGUCUCGAUUCCCAAGUAGCCUCGUCUCAGUUGGAUGGUUCGGAAAACAGAGAACUACCGUGGGGCAGCAGGCAUGGAUCAUUCAAAGUAGCCGAAGAUGAAGGGCUAUGGACUGAAAAGCACCAGCAGAAGGGCUAUACCUUUGAUACCAGCAGCUUACGUGGGUUGGGUCAUGUGGCAAAAGGAAAAAUAGAGUUUCACAGUGAUGAGCUCUAUCGAAGAAUAGGAACAACACAUGCACCAAGAAGGAAAAGCUUUCUUGAUGACGAUGACUCGCUCGUCUUUAGAAUGACAGAACUUGAAAACGAAGGAUUGCCAUGUACUCAGUCUGACAGCAGCAGUUUAGUCUUGUCCCGAGGCAAUGAAGUCCAUCUCUUGAGUGUCCGCGAACGAUCUAUCUAUGAUCCUGAAUUACGACCGCGGCGCAUGAAUAGCAUGACGAACCUCGCACAAGCGGCUGCUACGAUGGAGACGGUGGUAGAAGAAGAAGAGAGAAAUAUCAGCAUCAGUGAAAGCAGCAGUAAAAGCGAAGCAUCCAAAAUGAAGGAUGGUCUCGGGUUUGGACUUACUGAUCAUCUUUGUAAAGAUUGGUAAAAUCCUAUCAUACACUCCUUUAUCACCCUUACUUAUGUCCAACCACCACCCUCUGAAAAUCCAUACCUCAUCCAUCCGACAUAAC
Radiomyces spectabilis is the source of this 2909-nucleotide messenger RNA. Its product is annotated as autophagy-related protein 13-domain-containing protein. Gene Ontology annotation, biological process: protein localization to phagophore assembly site; mitophagy; piecemeal microautophagy of the nucleus. The record is from RefSeq and is a predicted model, not a curated record. The coding region runs from base 170 to 2824 and encodes 884 amino acids. Gene Ontology annotation, cellular component: cytosol; Atg1/ULK1 kinase complex; phagophore assembly site. Lineage: Eukaryota; Fungi; Mucoromycota; Mucoromycetes; Mucorales; Radiomycetaceae. The transcript has 9 exons.